Molecule: messenger RNA, 1857 nt
Organism: Penicillium riverlandense
Lineage: Eukaryota; Fungi; Ascomycota; Eurotiomycetes; Eurotiales; Aspergillaceae
Exons: 4
Coding region: 1-1857 (618 amino acids)
Biological process (GO): DNA-templated transcription; regulation of DNA-templated transcription
Molecular function (GO): zinc ion binding; DNA-binding transcription factor activity, RNA polymerase II-specific; DNA binding
Source: RefSeq, a predicted model, not a curated record
AUGUCGAACUCCCUCGACCAACCUCCAUCUCUGUCUGGCCCCUCAGUCAAUCCAGCCAGCCGGCCCUGCAGCGAUAAGAAUCGUCGCGCCUCCAAAGCAUGUUCCGGGUGCCGCACCCGCAAGGUCCGCUGUGACGUCCUGCAGACCGGCCGCCCCUGUACGAAGUGCCGCCUGGAUGGAUUCGAGUGCGUCCUGGAGCAGCGCAAGAAGCGGCGCAGGCGCAUAGUCGACUCCGCGCAGAACGGCUCCUCCGAAACAACGGCCGAUAAGCCGGCCAAGAUGGAUGUCACGGCUUCGGCGCGCUCCUCAUCCGCGCGGUCGCUUUCCCAGCACGCGAUGCUGCACCAGGUGCCGCACUAUCCAUUUUUCCGCGAAUUCGCGCCCCGUAGCCAGCAGCUCCUGCUGUCGGCACGGAAAGAAGAGGAGCAGGGAGAACAGAGGACAAUCGGGGAGAGCGGCGGCGAAGGGGAGAGGUUGGCGGACGAUGAUCUGCACUAUUUGAGGCAGAAAGGGGCGCUUGAGCUGCCGGCGAAGAGGACGAUGGACGAAUUGGUCGCCAACUACUUCCAGGUGUUCCACCCCUUCUUCCCCGUGGUGGAUAAGUAUGCCUUUUUGGAAAGUUACUACAGGACGGAUUAUGAGGGGAUUUUGAGUCGGAAAGGGCCAAGUUUGCUGCUGUUACAGGCUGUUCUCUUUACUUCGAGUGCGUAUUUAUAUGACUUUGACUUUGAGGGUGACGAUGUCACAACCAUCCAGGCUCUCUUAUUGAUGAGCCAUUACUACCCAUCCAUGGUCGAACAGAAACACACCUGGUUCUGGGUUCACCAAGCCAUCUCCCUUGCUCAAGGUGCCGGCCUUCACCGCGACGCCCGCCAAGCGCCCCAGCGCAAGCUCUGGGCUCGUAUCUGGUGGGCGUGCCUCGUGCGCGACCGGCUCGUCACGCUCGGCACCGGCCGCCCUAUGCAAAUCAACAGCUUGGACUGCAGCGUUCCGAUGCUGACACUGGCAGAUCUAGAUGAGGAGGGCGAUAGCGAGGACGGCCGUGCGGUCAAGGCGGUGUUCGUGGAGUUUGUGCGCCUAUGCCAGUACAUGGAGGGCGUGUUGUCUCUGCCACAUAGCGUGGCGGCGACUGAGGAGUCGGUGCAGCAGCAGAUUGGACUGUGUGAGACGACGUUGGCGCAUUGGAAGGAGAAUUUGGCGCCGUAUCACCGUGUCCUGGAGUAUGGUGGUGCACAGCUGCCAUCGCCGAAAGUCCAAGCAGCGGCCCAAGACUCAACUCGUCUAGCUGUCGAGCUGAUUGAGCUUGAUCUCGUCAAGUUCUGCCCGACAAUAUGUGUCACCGCCAUCCUACCACCACUGAUUGCCCAUCUCCUCAUAACGCGCGCGUCCCGCGACCAUCCGGGCAAGUCGGAGGACUUCAACAAGUGCAUAGUCUUUCUGAAGCAACUGGGCGAGAUAUACUGGCACGCAAGCUUCUACAAUGAGUUUUUUGAGCUCGCUGCUUCCAGCUCCCAGAACAUCACAGAGACGCUCAACGGUGCGCGAGAUCCCCUGGUUACGUUCCUGAAUGACCGCAUGCCGGGGAGGCAGCAGUUUUGUAAAGUGUUGGAAUCACAGAACCAGUCCAGAAUUCGAAGGCGGACGCUGGUGGAUAAUGCCGAAAAUGCGCAAUCCAAUAUGCUAGCCUCAGAUGAGGCCGGGCUGCCUGCACUGUCUAGCCCAUCGAUCAUGGCCGAAAUGCCUGACUCGGAGAGGCUUGAUAGUGGAGAUGUUACGUUGCUGGACCCUGGUGCCCAGCUGUUUGAGGACUGGUUGGUGGAUCUUGGCUCUUUCCACAACAUAUUCCCGUCUGCCUAA